This is a messenger RNA of Paramecium sonneborni, 1114 nucleotides long. Lineage: Eukaryota; Ciliophora; Oligohymenophorea; Peniculida; Parameciidae. The record is from the annotation of a GenBank genome assembly.
AUGGAACUACUUUGGCAUCUGGCGGUAUUGAUUAGUCAAUCAGAUUAUGGGACGUUAAAACAGGAUUAUAAAAAGCCUAAUUAGAUGGACAUAGUGGAAGUGUUUUUUCAGUAUGCUUCUCACCUGAUGGAACUACUUUAGCAUCUGGUAGUAAUGAUAACUCAAGUGGAUUAUGGGAUGUUAAAACAGGAUAAUAAAAAGCCAAAUUAGAUGGUCAUAGUGGAAGUGUCUAUUUCGUAUGCUUCUCACCAGAUGGAACUAAUUAGCAUCUAGUAGUGGUGAUAAGUCAAUUAGAUUAUGGGAAGUUAAAACAGGAUCAUAAAAAGCAAAGUUAGAUGGUCAUACUAAAGAUGUCUAUUCAGUAUGCUUCUCACCUGAUGGAACUACUUUAGCAUCUGGUAGUGGUGAUAAGACAAUCAGAUUAUGGGAUGUUAAAAUAGGAUAAUAAAAGGCCAAAUUAGAUGGUCAUAGUACUUAUGUACGAUCAGUAUGCUUCUCACCUGAUGGAACUACUUUAGCAUCUGGUAGUGGUGAUAAGUCAAUCAGAUUAUGGGAUGUUAAAACAGGUAAAUAAAAAGCCAAAUCAGAUGGUCAUAGCAAUUCUGUCCUAUCAGUAUGCUUCUCAUCAAAUGGAACUUCUUUAGCAUCAGGUGGUGGAAGUAUUUAUGGAGGCGGAGAUUGUUCAAUCAGAUUAUGGGAUGUUAAAACAGGAUAAUAAAAAGCCAAAUUAGAUGGUCAUGAACAUUGGGUACAUUCAGUAUGCUUCUCACCAGAUGGAACUACUUUAGCAUCUGGUAGUAAUGAUUAGUCAAUCAGAUUAUGGGAUAUUAAAACCGGUUCACAAAUUUAAACUACAGAUCCAAAUUUCAAAUCCCUUCUAUCAUAAUUCAAAUUACCCAAAAAUACGAAUAUUUCAAUUUCGGAACGUAUUUUAUGCUCAUUUAUUUUAGUAAACUCCAAUUUGACCAUUCUACUUAUAUCCUAAUAAGCCAUAUUUCAAGCCUAGGAUGCUCUAAUUCUAAAAGGAUAAUUUUAGAAUCAAUCUGGUAUCGAUUUAAAAACAUUAUUUAAACAAAAAGGAAGUUGCUUUGUGGAUACUUAUUCAUUUAAAUGA